Messenger RNA from Cyclopterus lumpus (lumpfish), 2242 nucleotides. RefSeq names its product inositol polyphosphate-5-phosphatase Kb (gene inpp5kb). Lineage: Eukaryota; Metazoa; Chordata; Actinopteri; Perciformes; Cyclopteridae. Gene Ontology annotation, biological process: negative regulation of phosphatidylinositol 3-kinase/protein kinase B signal transduction; negative regulation of peptidyl-serine phosphorylation; phosphatidylinositol dephosphorylation. Gene Ontology annotation, cellular component: endoplasmic reticulum; cytoplasm; plasma membrane. The record is from RefSeq and is a predicted model, not a curated record. The transcript has 13 exons. Bases 359 to 1942 code for a protein of 527 amino acids. Gene Ontology annotation, molecular function: phosphatidylinositol-4,5-bisphosphate 5-phosphatase activity; inositol bisphosphate phosphatase activity; phosphatidylinositol-3,4,5-trisphosphate 5-phosphatase activity.
UCUGCCACAGAGAGGACGGCACCGCGACAGACAGGUUUCACCCUGUAAAUUCAAGCUUUUUAAUAUGGGCCAGUAAGGAGGACGUAGAUCAGAAGCUGCCUGAAGAGAGAUUUGACCAACUAGGAAUCAGUUAAUGUUACUUCCAGUUGCCUGAGCAGAGUGGACCGCUUUAAUGGCUGCAACCAAACCAACCAAAGAAGUCUGAGGAGGAAUCAAGCCAGGGGAAUUUCUUCCACUGGAUUUGGCUUGUUUGCCCUGAAAGGACAGCACCUUUAUUUUAUAUUUUAGACAUCGUAUAUAUAAAACCCUCCUGACCUUAAGGACAAACAGGUAACAAAGCGAACACCAGGAUAUACAGAUGGACCCCUUUAUAGACAGUCCACGGAUGCGCUCUGACAGCAUGAGCAGUUCAGUGUCUCAGGGCUCGAGGUCCAAGGAGCUCCUCCGCCAGCGCUUGACUCAGCUGCUGACCUGCAUAGAGGACAUGAGCUCUGACGACGAAGCCAGUGAAGAAGUGUCCCGCACUCUGGACGAAGCAUUUCAGCUCUGCGGGCGCUUCAUUCCCACAGAUGCAUUCAGGCUGCUCAUAGUGACCUGGAACGUGGCCACAGCGGAGCCCCCUGAAGACGUCACCUCUUUGCUGCAGCUGGAUGUCCAGCCCCCCGCAGACCUCUAUGUAAUUGGCCUGCAGGAGGUGAAUGCCAGCCCUGUGAAGUUCAUCUCUGACCUGUUAGUGGAGGACACCUGGAGCCACGUCUUCAUGGACACGUUGGGACCCAGAGGCUUCGUCAAGGUCACAUCAAUGAGAAUGCAGGGUCUGCUGCUGCUGUUUUUUUCCAAACAAUGUCAUCUCCCCUUCAUCAGAAACAUCCAGACCACCUACACCCGCACUGGCUUCUUUGGUUACUGGGGUAAUAAAGGAGGAGUGACCGUCCGUUUUUCUUUCUACGGCCACAUGGUGUGCUUUCUUAACUGCCACCUAGCAGCUCACGUGAACUAUGCUCUGCAGCGUGUUGAUGAGAUUGAGUACAUCCUGGAGACACAAGACUUCGACAUCUCUGACACCCCACACAUCCGGGACCACAAGGUGGUGUUCUGGUUUGGCGACCUGAACUUUCGUAUUGCAGACCACGGCCUGCACUUCCUCCGGUCAUCCAUCAACGGUGGGCGCCUUAAUUUGCUGUGGAACAAAGACCAGCUCACCAUGAUGAAGAAGAAGGAAGCUUUCCUGCAGGAAUUUGACGAAGGGGCUUUAAACUUUAAACCCACCUACAAGUUUGACCGUAACUCUGAAACCUAUGAUACCAGCACUCCGAAGACAUGGUUGGGUUUUACUGGCAAGAAGAGGAAACCGGCCUGGACGGAUCGGAUCCUCUGGCGCAUCAAACCCAAAACCCUGCCAUUAGAGGAUGAUGAUGAGAAGGCGUUGACUUCUACUGAUGAUGUUCUCGAUGAGUAUCCACUCCUGGUCAGUCAGGACAAGUACACCAGUGACAUGAGCUAUGGAGUCAGUGACCACAAGCCUGUCAUUGCAGCCUUCAGUCUGGAGGUGAGGAAGUGCUUUGACACACCACUGGUGCACGUGUCUCCGCUGGGUGCAUGGAGCGCCGACCAGGAUGCACUUCUUAACUACACCAUCCCGGAGGACUUCAUGUCCUCCACGUGGGAUUGGAUCGGUCUGUACAAGGUGGGAUUCAAAAGUGCCUUCGAUUAUGAAACCUUUGUUUGGGUUCGAGAGGAAGAGUUGCCAGAGACCAAUGAAGUAAUUCAGCUAUCUGUUGACAAGGAUGAGAUCCCUCUGCUGGGUGGACUUUAUGUUUUGGGUUAUUACAGUACGAACAUGCAAAGCAUCAUCGGCCUCAGUGUUAACUUCCAGAUCCUGGAGUCAAAGCGUGCCGUCAUGGAAGGUCUCGUUCCUGAAAACAUCAAUGGACUCAACUAAUAAGAAGAAAUUUACCACAGUUGCCAAAUCAUAUUCCUCUCCCCAUUAAAUGUACACAGAAUGUAUUGUGUUCCUUUUAAAUGCCCCAAGAUCAACUAAAUCAUCUACUGGAUACGCUGAUUAAGUCAGUAAAUAAUGGCCUCCACACUGUGCUGUCACAUGGACUAGAAACUUCAUUUUGUUGUUUCCAACUUUGCCUUGAAGGAGUUCACUUUAAGUCAGAUUCACUCUUGCUGGAGCACUUUCUCCACAAAUAAGAUUCAUUGCUGUAACGAGUAGCCGUCCAGCUUAUCCACAGGC